AUGGUAAGGAUCGAGUCUGUUGUUGAACAAGGAAGGACAAUUAGAAGAAGUAACAGAAUUGCUGAACGAAGACGAAUUACAAAUCUUGAGCAACAAGAGGAAAGAAUGGAAGAACAUCAAAUAACAGAAAUUCCAAUUGGAUCUCAGCGAGAACAAGGACAGAAUAAUGAUAUAGAUUAUGAUAGAGUGAGUGUCCAUACUGCAAUGACGUGUUCCACAGAGGAAGGACAGAGAAUUGAGAACGAAGAACCAGUUACAGCGAAGAAUCUUAGAUUACAAGAACAAAGGUCAAGGAGUGCUACACGCUCAAGGUCAAGAUCCAGUAGGAAUUCUCACCGAAAGAGUCAAUCUAAUAGAAGAAAUGAUAGGCGAAGGAAACACAUGGAAGUCAUCGAAGAAAACUUGCAAGAUGGAAAUUUGGAAGAUCAAAGGGAAAGGAGACGUAUAGUUGACUUAGAAAAUAAUCGAUAUGAACACCCACGCGAACUUCGUCGUCGUGCAAGUACUAAUUUUGAAAGGGAAGAAGAAGAUCUAAGGAAAGGACAAAUGAUAUUACAUGGCAGAGAAAUAUUAAGAGACGAAUGUGAGCACGAACGAGAGACUGCACGUAUAAGAGAUAGACAGAGAAGAAGGGAAGAAUUAGAAGAGAGAGAAUUACAAAGCGGAUUGCGUUAUAUUGAUAAUUGGGUAAGGGGAUGCAAGCGUCAUCGCGUAGAUGAUAUAAAUCAAGGUCGAGUUAUACCACAAGAAAGAUAA
This is a messenger RNA of Papaver somniferum (opium poppy), 756 nucleotides long. Its product is annotated as zinc finger CCCH domain-containing protein 13-like. The record is from RefSeq and is a predicted model, not a curated record. The transcript has 2 exons. Bases 1 to 756 code for a protein of 251 amino acids. Lineage: Eukaryota; Viridiplantae; Streptophyta; Magnoliopsida; Ranunculales; Papaveraceae.